Molecule: messenger RNA, 1362 nt
Organism: Cuculus canorus (common cuckoo)
Lineage: Eukaryota; Metazoa; Chordata; Aves; Cuculiformes; Cuculidae
Gene: KDELR3
Product: KDEL endoplasmic reticulum protein retention receptor 3
Exons: 5
Coding region: 362-1006 (214 amino acids)
Biological process (GO): protein retention in ER lumen; endoplasmic reticulum to Golgi vesicle-mediated transport
Cellular component (GO): endoplasmic reticulum; membrane; cis-Golgi network
Molecular function (GO): ER lumen protein retrieval receptor activity
Source: RefSeq, a predicted model, not a curated record
AGCCACGUCACCCAGCACUGGCUUCGUGGCUGCUCAGCAAGCUCAGCCUGGGGUUCUGCAGGGGACAAACCCCAACUUUCAGCCUGGAGCAAGGAGAGAAAGGCCUGGAAAGGGAGAGAGAAAAACCUGCCUUGGGUGGGAAAAGUAAGCAAGGGAGACAUCCAGCUUGAGUGUCUGGCAGGGGAGCCUGAACUUUUCUCUCUUGAAAGAGAAAGCUCUGUACUCGGAGAAAAAGAAAGUUGAGCCAGAGAGGAGUGUUCGCUUGGUCAAGGCUCAGGGGACAAAAAAGUCUCUGCCAUAGCACUCCCUGCCCACAGAAAGCGUCCUGCUCCUUUCGUGCCAGACGAGCCCUCCCGGCAUCAUGAAUGUCUUCCGCAUCCUGGGGGAUGUCUCCCACUUGCUGGCCAUCAUCAUUCUUCUGCUGAAGAUUGUGAAGUCUCAGUCCUGCGCCGGUAUCUCUGGGAAGAGUCAAAUUCUUUUUGCACUUGUCUUCACAACCCGCUAUCUGGACCUGUUCACCACCUUCAUCUCAAUCUACAACACUAUAAUGAAGGUUGUUUUUUUGAUAUGUGCCUACAUCACCGUGUACAUGAUCUACGUGAAAUUCCGGAAGACGUUUGACAGUGAGAAUGACUCCUUUCGCCUUGAGUUCCUCCUGGUUCCUGUCAUAGGCCUGUCAUUUCUGGAGAACUACAGCUUCACUCCCUUGGAGAUACUCUGGACCUUCUCCAUCUACCUGGAGUCCGUGGCUAUCCUUCCUCAGCUCUUCAUGAUCAGCAAGACCGGGGAAGCCGAGACCAUCACGACGCACUACCUUUUCUUCCUGGGCCUCUACCGUGCCCUCUACAUUGCCAACUGGGUCUGGCGCUACUACACAGAGAGUUUCUAUGACCAGAUCGCUGUAGUUUCUGGGGUGGUACAAACCAUCUUCUACUGCGACUUCUUCUACCUCUAUGUUACCAAAGUUCUAAAAGGAAAGAAGCUAAGCCUUCCCAUGCCCGUUUGAAGACAUUUCCACAGACAACACACCAAAGUCCGAAGACAACACUCUUAGGAUCACGGCUUUCCUUUCCUGGCCCUUUUUGACUAAUGGAUGCCUUAGCCGAGUUGCACUCCAGUGCCAGGAAGACAACAAGGCCUGGAAAGCUGGAGAGCUUUUCACCUUUACAAGACUUCCUUCCUUUUUAUUUGUUUUUUAUAAAUUUCUUCUUACUUGAACUUGGUGCUAGGAGGUAGCGCUGGCCAAUGAUGAAGUAGCGCAAGUUCUCCUCUCCCAGCUCUUCCCAGUAUUUCCCUUCAAAACACACCUCCACCUUGACCCUGAGGUAGCAUGAGUGCAAGGGAAACCGUCACUGCCUUUAG